ACGUAGCAAACUAGCUGAACACAAGAUGGCUGAAAAUCCAAGUGCAAAAGAUAUUCAGUUAGUUUUCAAACGUUUAAAGCAUUGUGCAACAAAUAAGACAUGUUUUGAUUGUGGACAUCAGAAUCCUACAUGGGCCUCGGUGACUUAUGGAGUUUUUUUAUGCAUCGAUUGUUCAGCCGUACAUAGAUCUCUUGGGGUUCAUUUGAGUUUUAUUCGUUCAACCCAGUUGGACACAAACUGGACAUGGAUACAGCUUCGACAUAUGCAAUGUGGUGGCAAUGCCAAAGCAACUGCAUUCUUUAGACAACAUAAUUUAAAUACCAAUGAUGCAAUGGCAAAAUAUAACAGCCGUGUUGCCAAGAUGUAUAAAGAAAAACUUUCCUCUCUAGCUCAAAAAGCUCACAAACAAAAUGGAACACAGGUCUUAAUAGACACAGGCAAUCCAGCACAUGAUAGUGCACAUACCCCUGAGAAGAAAGAUGUAGAUUUCUUUCAUGAGAUUACUACUGCCACUACAUCAAUCACAGCCAGUGAACCACUCACAACAAAUGGCACAAAACGACUCAAUGGAGCAACACCUCCACCUGCCGUUGAAAAUGAUGUUACAGGUGCAGUUGAUCAAAUUGAGAAGGAUGCAAGUCGGUUAAGUAUCUCACCCCCAAAACAUCAAGAACCUCGUGUGUCAACAAUCGGAGGAAGGAAAGCUGGCAAGAAGUCUGCAGGCAAAAAAGGAAAACUGGGUGCUACCAAGGUCAAAACAGAUUUCAGUGCAUUGGAAACAGAAGUGAAUAAAGCCGCUGAGAAACAGGCUAAAUCAGAGGAAGUAAAAGCAUUUGAAGAGACUGGCGCAAUCUCUGGUAAUCUUGCUUAUAAACCUAAAAACUUGAAGAAGGAGGAGGAGAAAUUACGUCAUUCUGAUCCAAAGAAAGCUGCCCAACUUGAGCGAUUAGGAAUGGGGUUUGGAUCUGGCAAAGAACCCAGUCAUCUCUCACAUUCCGCCUCGGCCGGACUCUCCACAGUUGAGCAAGUUAAUCCAACAUCUAGCUCACGACAAAAGUCUGUUUUGGACAGAUACAACGAUAAAACGGAUGAUUAUUUUGAUGGUUUUGGUUCUGGAAGUUUGAAUAUUCAUGAUUCACCUCCAAGUUAUUCUCUUGAUGAAUUUUUGGAGACCGGAAAACCAAAGCCUAAAGACAGCUACAGAUCUGAUGACAGUAGUUACAGAAGUACUGCAAGGAAGAAUUACAGCUCUGCAGCUGCAGCUGAGGGCGAUGGGGCUCAAAAGAAGUUUGGUAAUGCUAAAUCAAUCUCAUCUGAUCAAUUUUUUGGCGGCAAAUCAGAUACGUCAUAUGACACUCAAGUUAAGCUUGAUAGAUUGUCUGGGGCAUCAGCGAUAUCGAGCGCUGAUCUAUUUGGGGAACAGCAACGUGCAGGCCAAAGAGGGGGAUCAUAUCAAUCACCAGACAUGUACCAAUUGCGCGAAGGACUCGGACGAAUGACUGAAAAGAUCAGUAAUGUAGCAUCUGGCGUUUUAUCCACUAUACAGGACCGUUAUAACUCUGGUUACAAUGGUUAACCCAAUAUUCAAAUCUUCAUAUAUUCAAAUUCAUGCCGCGGGGAGUCGCGUGAAAUCCAGACGAUGUCAAAUGCAGUUUUGAAAUUUUGAAAGAGGGUUUUGACUAGUUCGAAUAGUGCAACUAAUAUAUUAUUCCGCUCUGGAAGUAGAUAGGCAAGCCCCCAAAUUUAACCACGCUUGUAUAUGCCAUAUGGUGCAGAGGGCUGCCGUUCGUAUGAUCCCGCUUGCCUGAAUAGUUUUUGGUGUAGAGAUAAAAAUACAAAAGUGGGAUGAGAAAUGAGCGAGAUUAUACGAAUAAGCUCUAAGCCUUUUAACUGCUUCAGAACUAGUUGUGAACCCAAUGUUGCACUGAUAUGGUACUGAACAUUUUUUGUCAAGUGCGGUGGCGAUGAUCAGAUACUGAUAUACUGAUGAAUUAACAUGAAAAUUACAUGAAAAUUUCAUGAAGGGUUUUGAGUUGGCGUUCAAUUGAUUUUAAAGAGAAAUGUAUUUUAGCUAGCAUAUCAUCUGAAAUUAAUAAAUCUACAAAUUC
Dendronephthya gigantea is the source of this 2108-nucleotide messenger RNA. RefSeq names its product ADP-ribosylation factor GTPase-activating protein 2-like. Bases 26 to 1576 code for a protein of 516 amino acids. Gene Ontology annotation, molecular function: GTPase activator activity. Gene Ontology annotation, biological process: COPI coating of Golgi vesicle. The transcript has 19 exons. The record is from RefSeq and is a predicted model, not a curated record. NCBI's taxonomy places the organism in Eukaryota, Metazoa, Cnidaria, Anthozoa, Malacalcyonacea, Nephtheidae.